Molecule: messenger RNA, 1644 nt
Organism: Medicago truncatula (barrel medic)
Lineage: Eukaryota; Viridiplantae; Streptophyta; Magnoliopsida; Fabales; Fabaceae
Product: 3-hydroxyisobutyryl-CoA hydrolase-like protein 1, mitochondrial
Exons: 13
Coding region: 85-1290 (401 amino acids)
Biological process (GO): L-valine catabolic process
Molecular function (GO): 3-hydroxyisobutyryl-CoA hydrolase activity
Source: RefSeq, a predicted model, not a curated record
UAAAGAAAUAGGUUGGUCAAUGUGAAAUAAAUAUUAAAUUAUUGUUUUAUAGAUAGAUGAAAUGACAUUGAGAAAGUAAAAGCGAUGACGACGAUGAUGCAAUGGUGUAGAAGAAGUUUGUUGAUGCAAAGGAAUAGUCGAAGGCUUACUACUACUCUCUCAAACUCCGUCGAUCAUCAUCUUCUUCAAGAUAAUGUUUUGGUUGAAGGAAAUGGUUACUCCAGACUCGCUCUUCUUAACAGACCUUCCUCUCUCAAUGCCAUCAAUACAAACAUGGCUGCUAGAUUGCAUAAACUAUAUAGAAGUUGGGAGGAUAACCCUGAUAUUGGCUUCGUCAUGCUCAAGGGAACUGGUCGUGCAUUCGCAGCUGGUGGGGAUAUUGUCUCCCUAUACCGUUUUAUAAAACAAGGGAAUUUGGAGGCCUGCAAACAAUUUUUUAGAACAGCAUAUAGUUUUAUAUACCUGAUAGGUACAUAUUUGAAGCCGCAUGUUGCUCUUCUUAAUGGCAUUACCAUGGGUGGUGGGGCAGGAAUUUCAAUCCCUGGGACAUUCCGACUUGCAACAGAUAAAACUGUUUUUGCGACCCCUGAAGUUCUUAUUGGAUUUCAUCCUGAUGCUGCAGCAUCUUUUUACCUUUCACGUUUACCUGGUCACAUAGGAGAGUACUUGGCUCUGACAGGGGAAAAGCUCAACGGAGUAGAGAUGGUUGCCUGUGGGCUUGCUACACACUAUUCACUACUUGCAAGGCUUCCGCUAAUCGAAGAACAGCUUGGGAAAUUGGUUACCGAUGACCCAUCUGUCAUAGAAACCACUUUAGAACAGUAUGGUGAUCUUGUACACCCAGGCAGCAGUAGUGUACUACAAAGGCUUGAAAUUCUAGAUAAAUGCUUUGGCCAUGACACAGUUGAAGAGAUUGUUGAUGCAUUGGAAGUUGCCGCAGGUCAAACCAAGGAUGCAUGGUGCAUUUCUACCCUAAAUAGACUUAAAGAAGCUUCUCCAUUGAGCUUGAAGGUUUCCUUGAGAUCUAUACGAGAAGGUAGAUUUCAGACCCUUGAUCAGUGCUUGUUGCGCGAGUACCGAAUGACUUUACAAGCAAUAUCUAAACAGAUAUCUGGUGACUUCUGUGAGGGAGUGAGGGCACGUGUGGUGGACAAGGACAUGGCACCAAAGUGGGAUCCUCCAACUUUGGAAAAGGUUUCUCAAGAUAUGGUGGAUCAGUACUUCUUACCUCUAACUGAAUUUGAACCUGAUCUAGAGUUACCAACAAAAUCCCGUGAAGCAUUUUUGUAGCUAACCUUUCUUCGAAGGUGCUUCUAGAAUUGGACAAACAGACAUACACCAUUGAUAUUUUGCAGGGAAAAGAUCAAGCAUGAACUUAUUGACAAUCUCAUGGACAUGGUAGCUAUUGGAUUUUACCAUAUGUAGAUUGAACUUGAAUUGUGAAACAGCUUUAGUCCUUGUUUGGCAUAGAGGAGUGUCUCCCUCUUAUUAUGGCCUAUGUAUAAUUAUUGGUGUGAACGUUCAUAGAACAGUUAUAUUUUCUGAAAAUAAAGUUAGGAUUAAGAUGUAUCGUGCCGAUUGUGGAAUACCAUUUGUACAGGCUAGUCAAAUAUAAUUUUUGGUAACUUCUGUUUAGUCUGAUCA